Messenger RNA from Nicotiana tabacum (common tobacco), 1780 nucleotides. Its product is annotated as protein PIN-LIKES 6-like. Lineage: Eukaryota; Viridiplantae; Streptophyta; Magnoliopsida; Solanales; Solanaceae. Gene Ontology annotation, biological process: endoplasmic reticulum to cytosol auxin transport. The record is from RefSeq and is a predicted model, not a curated record. Gene Ontology annotation, cellular component: membrane.
GAAUGACAGUUCGCAUCAUUUUCUUGUCAUGAAUAUUCGCGAAGCUGUACAAAUAACUCCUUUAGUAUACCCUUUUCGAUGAUUGCUUUCUGAACUCCCUUCCUCUUUCUUCGUCCUCACCUUUUCUUUUGGUGGGUUUAUUUUCACGACUUGAAACUCUUAUUUGCAUGUCAGUACUAAUAAUAGACUACAUUUGAAUUGAAUGGCCUGAAAGAUUCCCCUUUUUGAAAGGAGCAAAGCUCUUGGAGUGCUACGACCAAAAUUAAACUUUGUAAAAGAAUCUCAAUCUUUAGCCUGAAAAGAUGGAGCUUCUUCUGCAACCGCAGCAAGGAGGAGAGUCUUUAAUGGGGACCAUUAGGAUUGCUGUUUUGCCCAUAGCAAAAGUUUUUACCAUUUGCUUCAUGGGAUUUCUCAUGGCCUCCAAGUAUGUUAAUAUUUUGCCAGCCAAUGGAAGGAAGCUUUUAGAUGGGUUGGUGUUUUCACUUUUGCUCCCAUGUUUGAUGUUCUCUCAACUUGGACAAGCCAUUACGUUUGAGAAACUGCUUCAGUGGUGGUUUAUCCCUGUAAACGUUGUCAUUGCCACCAUAUCUGGUUCUAUUAUAGGUUUAAUUGUUGCCACAAUUGUACGCCCACCAUACCCGUAUUUCAAGUUUACCAUUAUACAGAUUGGAAUUGGGAAUAUUGGAAAUGUACCUCUAGUCCUGAUUGCAGCAUUAUGUCGAGAUAAAGAAAAUCCUUUUGGUGACUAUGAGAAAUGCUCUCGAGAUGGAAAUGCAUACAUCUCAUUUGGCCAGUGGGUUGGUGCAAUUGUCGUGUACACCUAUGUAUUUCAUAUGCUCGCACCUCCUCGUGAAGGUACCUUUGAUGUUGAAGAUGGAAAUAUUCACAUCAAGACUCCUAAUAAAGAUAGCCAUCCAAUGGGUAGUUCCACAGAGAAAGUUCCAUUACUCACAACAGCUGGCCCAAGUGCUUCAACGGAAGAAAAGAGUAAAAGUUUCUUUAAAUUUCUCUAUGAGAAACUGAAACUCAAGCAAAUCAUUCAACCCCCCAUUAUAGCUUCUAUCCUAGCUAUUAUCAUAGGCUGUGUGCCAGUCUUAAGGCGACAGAUAUUUACUUCUGAUGCUCCAUUUUACUUCUUCACUGACAGCUGUUUGAUUCUUGGGGACGCCAUGAUUCCCUGCAUAUUGUUGGCUUUAGGAGGCAACCUUGUUAAUGGACCAGGAACUGGAAGUGCAAAGCUUGGUCUAAAGACAACUGCUGCCAUUAUUUUUGGGCGGCUGCUAUUGGUUCCUCCAACUGGGCUUAGCAUAGUUAUGUUAGCUGAUAAGCUUGGCUUCCUUCCCACUGAUGAUAAAAUGUUCAGAUUUGUUUUACUUCUCCAGCACACUAUGCCCACAUCUGUACUUUCUGGUGCUGUUGCUAACUUGAGAGGAUGUGGGAAAGAGGCAGCUUCUAUCUUGUUCUGGGUUCAUAUCUUUGCUGUGUUCUCUAUGGCCGGAUGGAUAACCCUCUAUCUCAACAUACUCUUUUGAAUCAUAAACGAAGGAAGGAUUUUGAUGAAGAUAUUUUAUAUUCCUCUCCUAAGAUUCUUCCAGCUUAUCCAAAGUUGCUGCUUCUAUGCCAUCAUUGUUAAUAGUUACUCGAGAAGAUGUAUUUAUUAUGUAGGAAAACCAGCUACAACUAUAAAUAAUUAUUGAUAGUGAAGAUAUUGAUCAUUAUCCGCUGUUUGCUGCUUCAUAUUCUAAAAGCAACUUGUGCUAACUCAGAAAAGUUUAUAUCA